AUGUCUUCUGCAUCCAACGUGCUAGUUGCCAGCAGCAACGGCGAGAGGUCCAUCGCUGGCCAGCCAUCGGCCAUGCUGGAAGAAUAUCUCUCGAGCCCCCCGACCAUUACGGAAAACCUUCAUCGCCAGGCCGUCACAGGCGGAAAGACGUCCAAGAGGUCCAAGAAGAACAAGAUCAGGAACGAUCUCGACAAGUGGCAGCGUUCGUGGGAUGAAUCGGGAUCGUCCAAAAGCUGA
This is a messenger RNA of Colletotrichum higginsianum IMI 349063, 237 nucleotides long. RefSeq lists its product as uncharacterized. The record is from RefSeq and is a predicted model, not a curated record. Lineage: Eukaryota; Fungi; Ascomycota; Sordariomycetes; Glomerellales; Glomerellaceae. The coding region runs from base 1 to 237 and encodes 78 amino acids. The transcript is spliced from 2 exons.